Molecule: messenger RNA, 1734 nt
Organism: Arabidopsis thaliana (thale cress)
Lineage: Eukaryota; Viridiplantae; Streptophyta; Magnoliopsida; Brassicales; Brassicaceae
Product: Phototropic-responsive NPH3 family protein
Exons: 4
Coding region: 112-1674 (520 amino acids)
Biological process (GO): protein ubiquitination
Source: RefSeq, marked reviewed
AAAAUUUCCUUCUCUUCUUGAUACUAAAACCUAACCGGCGAAUUCGAAUCUUCUCAAAACUCACACAAAUUAUUCUCAUUCUUUGAUCUCUUCUCUCUCGGAAAAAAAGACAUGAAGCGAUGGACAAACUUAGGGUUUGUUGAUACGAUUUAUGAAGACGAAGACUACGUAGAUCAUCACUCUUCUUCUUUAUCUUCUUCUUCUUCAUCUUUGUCUCUUUCUCCUAAACAACCUAUCAAUCUCUCUUCUUCUCCUUCAAUGGAGCUUGAAUCUCGAGUCCAUAAAUGGUCGUUGGCUAAUAACUCUAAACCUGAUGUAUUCGUAAAUGUGGGAGGCACAAGGUUCCAUCUUCACAAGGAUCCUCUGUCAAAGAGUGGCUAUUUAAAACGCCACCUAACGGGCGUUAACGAAUUAACUCUCUCACCGCCGUUAAACAUAACGGCUGAAACGUUUUCGUUAGUUGCCGGUUUCUGUUACGGCGCUCACAUUGAGUUAACGCCGUCCAAUGUCGUUUCGUUGAGAAUCGCCGUGGAGGUUCUUCUGAUUACGGAAGCUGACGACGGAGGAAGAGUUAGAGAUAGCUUGAGGAACUUGACGGAGUCUUAUCUCCGACGAGUCGUCUUCGUAAACGUUGAUUACAUUCAGAUCGUUCUCCGUUCGUGCCUUCUUCUUCUUCCGGAGUCUGAAACGACGGCGUUUCUGAUCGGACGUUGUGUAGAAGCUUUGAUGGAAAUCGGAGACGGUGAUUGCGUUAACGAGUUUCUAGAAGAAGCUGUUAAACUUCCCGCCGGCGAUUUUAACGUCGUCGCUGACGCCGUGCAGCAGCGGUUCCCGCGUCACGAUUUGCUUUAUAGAAUCGUUGAUGCUUAUGUGAAGGUAAAAAGGGAACAUGACGGAGAGAUGACGGAGGAAGAGAAGGUUCAGAUAUGUAAUUCGAUAGACUGUGACAAACUCUCGCCCCCUUUACUACUUCACGCUGUUCAAAACCCGAAAAUGCCCCUGAGGUUUAUAGUUCGGGCGAUGCUACAAGAGCAGCUCAACACUCGCCACUCGAUCAUGGUAGCUGCUGUUGCUGCGUCCUGCGCGGCUCCUACUGGUGUUCGACACAGAGAGAUUGCCACAGAGGCGAGAGACUCCUCCGUGACGCUUGGAUCGCUCCUCCAGCGAGAUACGGCGGCGAGGCAAAACUGUCGGCUAAGAGCUGCGAUGAAUUCCACAAGCUCGAGGAUUGAAAGCCUAGAGAAAGAGCUCGACACAAUGAAGAGAUUCCUAUCGAAAGAAUCAGAGAAGCAGAAAUCGGACCGGAAUAUCGUGGAGUCGAGGUCAAGAAGCGUGAUGGAUUCUGCUCGAUCCGCGAGUUUCCAUUGCGUUCACCAACCGAGUAACGUAAACAAGACGCAGAGAGGCGAUAGAGGUUCUGUUUCAAACCUGAGCACAACUUACCGGCGAAGAAGAGCAUCUCCACCACAAGCACAACCGCAGAAAAGUAUCGGAAAAAGACUGAUUAUGGGAAUAAAGAAUGCUUUCUCUACAUCAUCCAAACAAGUACCCAAGAAAAAUGCAUAUGCAGUAGAGGAGAUUUAUGAUGGAUUAGAAGACUUCGUCUGGAUCAAAGACGACAAUGAUGACAACAUCUCUGAAGAACUUCACUCUCACUACAUUAAGAACAAAUAAUCUCUCUCUACUCUACAUAAUAAUUUCAUAAUCUUCUUUCAGUAAAAGUUUUGUAGCCAA